GAGUUUCUGUGGGGGUAAGACAUGUUUUGCAGAGGAAAAGUAAAGUGCGAGUCCGGACCGCGCAGUCGUCAAAGCCGACAAGGGAUGUUACCGAGAGUUGUUCCGGCCUCCUCAUCGGCAACAUAAGAACAUAAAUCUUUCUGCGGCGAGGGGGAAAAGCUGUGUUUGGCCUGCAGUAGAGAGGAGAGAAGGAACAGGCGAGAAGGAAACGAGAGAAAGACACACAAAAAAGGAGUGCCUUAAAAGAGAAGCAAAGACCACAAAACUGCACUUUGUGAACGGCGAAGAAGAGAUGAGACCGCUAAAGAAACACAGAGGUCGAGGGGGGAGGAGGAGGGGGGGCUCUCAGCCCCUUGAAGAGAAAGACCCCAAAAGAGUCAAGAGGGAAACGCUCGUCAACGCCGCACAGCACACACCCAGCGCGCCCGCACGCAAACAGAUCCCACACACGGCCGUCAACUCUCACCAAGAACCGAUCCGAAGCAGCGGUCCCCCCGCGAGGGAGGAGCCCACCGAGCUGAGGAAACCUGUGGAGUCACCGGAGAGGGAAGGGAAAAAAGCGGAAGAAAAGACCGAAAAGGAAAAGAUGGUGGGCUCGAAUGGAAACAAGACAGUGUCCACUGGCACUGCAGCGCUCCCUCCCUCCACCCCAAUGCCACUCUCCACAGCCAAGCCCCCUCUGGCCACCAGUCACCCCCCCAGUGGAGGCUCAGUCUCCAGUCGGAAAACAGCCACAUUUAAGGCUCGCAUACCCAAGAAGAAAUACACAUAUGAGCACUUUGCAAACAAUGCAAGUAGCCUGACUACCAUUACUACCUCCAGCCCUGCACUCAUACACAACAGUUACUGCAAUAUUCACAGCAGAAUCAGUGAUAGUUUUAAUGCACCCAAUAAUAAUGACAAGAGUAGUAACAAUAUUAGUAAAAGCACGAAUAAAAGCACUACUUCUAAUAUAGAUAGGAGUACUAAAAGUAGCACCACAAGUGGUAUUAACACCGUGACUCAUCACAGUGCUGGUAGCCAUACUACUCUUGUCAACAGCAGUAAUAGUAGAAAUAACAAUUGCUCAGGUAAUCAGCCAUCAGUGCUAAUUGUGGACAGCAAAGCUCCAGAAGCAACGCAUUUAGUUUCCGGAGGGGAUAAGCCCCUCGGGAGAGCAACAUCCCAGGAGUCAGAGGGGUCCUCUAACUCAGUGCGCUCUUCGUCCACUGAGACUGCAAGUGAGCACUCGGCUGACCUGGACGGGAUGGAAGCAACGGGACCGAGCCUUCAUCCAAAGAACUCCUGCUACUCGGCUCCUCUCCAUAACUCACACCAUAAAGAGGCCAGGCGUUCAGAGGGUCUCGCCAAAGCUCUGGCCAAAGGCAUGAAAAACCAGAGAGUUCUCGCUCGCCAGGUAAAGAGGCCCAUGGAGGGUGGGGUGAAGGAGAUUGACUCAUGCCUUUCACCCGUGUUCAGACCAGGGGUGGUGCGUAGGGUGAGUGGAGGGACUGUGGAAGUCCAACUCCAAGGAGAGGAGACGCUUGUUGAAUACCCUUUCCACGGUGGGUCCGUGACGGCGUCGUCAUCCGGGCCUGAGAGCCCUGUGGAGUUCAUUUUGGACGCCACCCCUCCUGGCUUGGCGCCUGUGGCGGUCCGGACCCGGGUGUGCGUGCCCUUUGGGGGAGAGGAGGGCGGUCCUCUGCUGUACAGAGAGGGGGUCGUCACUCAGGUGGACCCCCACCCCGGAGUGUCCUUUCCUUACCAGGUGCUGCUGAGUGAAGACAGAGAGACUCUGGACAAUGCAGACGUGGGGGAAGAGAAAGCUAAUGCUAAUUCUCAGGCCGUGUGGGUGUCCCGACAAAGUCUGAGGCUGCUCACCCCUCCCUGGGAGGUCCCACAUUUGGAUGGUGGGAUGGCCCAGGAAAGAGAGCGUGAGCGGGAGAGAGAGGAGAGGGAGCGGAGGGAGGAGAUGGAGGUAGAGAGGGAAGUGUGCCAGUUGAGUAUUGGGAUGGGGGUGCUGGGAGGGGGAGCGCGACUAGGCCAUGCCUUUUCACAUGAAGGAGUUGCAGGAGGGCAUCCCUAUGGCAACGCACAUCCACCAUCCCCUUCCUCCACCGUGACCUCCGGCACAGUUCUCUCUGGCAGAGAGCGGCAGGACCAGCCGACCACUCCAGAGGAGGACGUCGAGGUGUCUCGUUUCAACAUGGAGCUCGCUGCCGGCCCCAAGACGAGCGCCAGGACCUCGAAGCACAGAAACAUCGUCUCCAAGUCCAGCUGCUACCCGCCCUCUUCUCCCCACCUCUCUGCGGUGCCAGGCCCGGGACCCCCACAGCCACCCCGUUCCCCUGCCUUAGCGGGGUCCGACACGAACAACACCACCCCGAGCCUCCCUCCAUCAAAGUCCACUCCCACUCAGACUCCUCCCCCCACUUCUGGUGGGGGAUCCUCCGCUGCCUCCUCUCGCUCCAGGACUCCCCUCGCAUUGGCUCAGCAGAAAUACAAGAAGGGCGAUGUGGUGUGCACGCCGAACGGUAUCCGCAAGAAGUUCAACGGCAAGCAGUGGAGGAGGCUGUGCUCCAGGGAGGGCUGCAUGAAGGAGUCUCAGCGCCGGGGCUACUGCUCGAGACACUUGUCCAUGAGGUCCAAGGAGAUGGAGGCGCCAGGGGGAGGGGGAGGGGGCAGCAGCUCGGGGACCGUCACCCCUGACCUGCGGGGCAGAGCGAGCAGCGAGUUUGAGUGGGACGACACAUCCCGAGAGAGCAGCGAGACCAGCAGCCGAGGAGACUCCAGGCCCCGCCUGGUCCUCCCCUCCCUCCUCCCCCACGACCUGUCGUCGCGCUUUGACUUUGACGAGUGCGAGGCCGCCACCAUGCUGGUGUCGUUGGGCAGCUCCCGCUCCUGCACCCCCUCCUUUUCUCCCAUCUCCACCCAGUCGCCCUUCUCCCCUGCCCCCUCUCCCUCGCCUUCGCCGCUGUUCGGCUUCAGGCCCGCCAAUUUCUCCCCGAUUAGCGCCUCCCCGGUGCUGCAACACCGGCGGCACAGGCAGCCCAGCGGGACGGGCGGAGGAGGGGCAGGGGCCAGUAAGGUGCCAACCCCCGCUGGAGGAGGAGGAGGAGAACGGGAGAGACACUCCUCGGGUAUCCAGUCCUCCUUCCACAGCAACCUGAUGUUUACGGUCCCCAUGAGCCCCAGCAAACGAAAGCCUGACGCACUCCCUCCACCCCCCCUCCCCUCACACCACCACGACACCAAGACGGAGCUGGAGCAGGGGGACCUCAGCAGCUCUUUUCGGGUGCUGUCCCCCCAGACACCGGCUUCGCAUUCCCGCACGCACACCCCCACCUUCUCCCGACCCAGAGGAGUCUCCACCCCCUCGUCCACGGCUGUCUCCCCUCCUCCCCUGCUGGCAUCUCCAACUCCCCCUUCCCCGCUCACUCCCGAUGGAGCGCCUCGGCGUGUGGUCCCUGUAUCCCAGCAGGCCUUGCGGGACUCUCCUGUCAUUGUGAGGAAUCCUGAGUGUCCCUUAGAAAGAGGAGGAGGAAACGAAGGAGGGACAGACGCAACCUCAUCGAAAGACGUCGGCUUAGCACCCCUCACCCCCCAGCCAGCGUCAGGCCUCCAGGUUCCCGUCCCCAUCAACGCCGCUGCAGCCACAGUACCCAAUGGCGCCGUCCUCUUGCGGAGCCCGGCCCAAACGUUGGUGCUUGUGUCCCCAACACCGUCCUCCCUGCCCACAGCUGCCACCCCCGCCACCCUGCAUGCCCUGUCAGUUAGCGUCGGCACAACAGUCCCCGCUCCGGUUCCGAGCAGCACGGACAGCCCCGCGGGCCGAGAGGAGAACCGGGGGGCGGGGUUCGGGGGUGAGGUCCAGCAGCCAGUCCCGUGUCACCCUUCCCCCACCGCUCUGCUGCCGCUGAUCCUGCCAGUUGAAAGCCUUCACCCCGCUCCACGCAAGGACAUCAUCAUGGGACGUCCUGGCACAGUAUGGACCAACGUAGAGCCGCGGUCAGUUCCAGUCUUCCCCUGGCAUUCAUUGGUCCCUUUCCUGGCACCCACUCAAUCAGAUGCUUCUUGUCAGCCAGGAGAGGGCCAGUACCCAGUCCACCACCCCCAAGCAGCCAUUCUGAAGACAGAGUGUCAGGGGGUGGCAGCGCUGUCACAGCAGCCUGCAGAGGCCCCUCCCACUGUAGAGAGAGGUCCUCCACCGCGGCCUCCCCCCUCUUCCGAUGAGCUGCCUCCAGAGAAGGAGAAAGGAGAUGCAGAGAGGGAGAGGCCUGACAGUGAGACAGAGAGUGAUGCGGAUGACAUCUUCUUCCCAGUAGUUGUACCAGAGAAGCCCGUCCCCACGCCACCAGUGAAGAGACGCACUCAGUCCCUCAGUGCGCUGCCCAAAGAUGGAGAUAAGAGCAGCCCUGGAAAGAGGGAGAAGGACCACAUCCGGCGACCAAUGAAUGCAUUUAUGAUUUUCAGUAAGCGCCAUCGAGCAUUGGUGCACCAGCGGCACCCAAACCAGGACAACAGGACAGUCAGCAAGAUUCUUGGGGAGUGGUGGUAUGCUCUUGGACCAAAGGAGAAACAAAAGUACCACGAUUUGGCCUUCCAGGUCAAAGAGGCCCACUUUAAGGCUCACCCCGACUGGAAGUGGUGUAACAAAGACAGGAAGAAGUCCAGCUCAGAGGGCCGUGGGGUGCCAGGGGGCAAAGACAUCAGAGAGAGGAGCAUGUCCGAGUCCACAGAGCCCCGCUCUGUGGAGCUAAAGGGGGUUGGUCCGAGUCUGGUGAGCGUGUCAGAGAGGACCACAGGAGAAGGUCAUGUGGGCCAGCUUACCCGCCCCAGAGCCUUCUCUCAAAGUGCCAUGCACAGCCUGGAGCGGAGUGACAGGGGGAAUACACAGGCCCUGGCAGAACUGGCACAGAUGUGUGGGGAUGGUGGAAGUCAGUUUUCAAGUCAUGCCCCGCCCCCCUCACAGUCCCAGAGGGGGGUCAGCGAGGACAUGACCAGUGACGAGGAGCGCAUGGUCAUCUGUGAGGAGGAGGGAGAUGAUGAUGUUAUUGAGGAACCUUAUCCGAGCAGCUCCAUAGACCUCAAGUGCAAGGAGCGGGUGACCGACAGCGACAGUGAGAACGGUUCUGGAGACGAAAGUGAUCGAAAGAGAGUUUUUGCUCCAGUCAUCUGCUCCUCUGCAUUACCAUCUUCCUCCCACCAUACCCCUCAUGGCAGGAGCAUCUCACUGUCCUCUUACCCCAGCAGCAAGUGUUAUGAUGAGGGGAGAUCAGGAGGAGGGUUUUCAGAUCACAGGAGGAAGGAAAGAGGAGAGGGAGAGACCAAGGACACAUUUGGGGGAGAGGGGGGAGGAGAAGGAGGAAAAGGAGUGCAAGCCACAUCUCUCUCCCUCACUUCUGGCCACUCAGUCAUCUCCACUUCGUUAGCUGGAGGGCAUCCUUCCUCAUCAGUCGGCUCCCUGGGGGUGAUCCCACAUCUGGGGAUUGGAGUCGUACGGGUGGCACCUACGGUGGUGACCAAUGUCAUGCGUCCUGUAAUCAGCACACCACUCCCGAUCGCCAGCAAAACCAGAGAUGGAGGCACAGAGAGGAAGUCCCUGACGCUCCAUCAGCAGCCGCACCUUCUGAUUGGUUCAGGAUCGGGAGGAGGGGUUCCAGCCACCGGGGGUGGGUACUACUCUUCACCAGCACCUAAUCCUUUAGGUGCAGGCGUUGGCCCUGGUGGUGUCGUGACUAAUUUGGUGUUAGGAGGGGCUCUGUCUGCUCAACCCGCCGUACAGCUCAUCACACCCUCCCACCACCACCAUCUCUCCCAGCAUCAGGCCUUUACCUCCUCCGCUGUUUCAGUACCGCAUAGCCAACCCAACGGGCCCCUGCCUCUGUCCCUGCUUCAGCCCCAGUUCCUUCCCGCCUCUUCCCUAGCGUCCCCUGGGGGUAAGGCCAUCACACAGGUUCAGUACAUCCUGCCCACCCUACCUGCCAACAACAACCCCAAGAGUCCACCGCUGCAGCUCAGCCAGCCAACCAGUGUCUUCAACCUGCCCACAGCUCCACCCACACACAUGUGCCUGGCCAAUGGAAGGCAGCAGGGCACAAGUUCACUCGUGGGAUAUUCGUCCAGCUCAGCAGUGGGAGUGGUCAGCCCUGUGACGAGAGUGCAAACACAGUCUCCAGUGCUCCAGGGCAAAAUGCUUGUUCCCAUGGCAACAGUACGGACAGCACCAGCCUCUGCCCAGCAGGUUCCCAUUGUGGCGCCGCUUCUUCCGGUCCAGAACGGCGCUCAGACGGGAAGCAAGAUCAUCCAAAUCGCUCCGAUGACUUUGGUCCAGUCCCAGCUGCUUCACGGUGGAGCGGUCCACCCUGCCAGCCCCUUCCCCGUCACAGUGGGCACAGCUGCUGUGAUGGCUCCGGGAUCGGCCCCCUCCCAGGCUGUGCUGCUGCCGCCAGCUCCGACCAGGAUCACCUAUGUCCAGUCCACUCCAGGGGUCGCAUCCGCUCUGCCUCUGGUCUCCACGACAACAGGCUCUUCCACCACGCAGCAAGCCCUGUCGGGGCCUGGAUCUGCAUAUGGGCCGUCGCCCCUGGCAACACUCGGAUUCACAGCAAUCGCACCGCCUGGUCAGACUCUGGUUCAGCCGCUGAUCACAGGUCAGCCCCCACUGGUAGCCACAGCUCAGGCUCAACAGCCCUCAGGCCCUGCCUCGGGCUCUGGGGGCCAGAUAGUCACCAUCUACUCUCCUUCACCCAGCAUCACCAUGGCAACAGGGGUGGUCUCUAUGACGCCGGUACCCCCCAGCGUGGUCUACUCCAUCUCCGGCCCUUCCACCGUUUCCCCCCACAUCCUCUCCAAACACACCGCGACCCCCAGCACCAUCAUACACCCACACCCGGACAGACAGGCAGACAGGCACCUGCCUGCAGACAGACCUGCAGACAGACAGGCUGAGAGGCAGACAGAACUGCUGACUCAUUCGGACAGGCACCUGGAGAGGCAGCCCUCCAGCAGUUGCAGCUCAGUGGCACCUCCAAGUGGCUCAGCCGUGUGCACACGGCCCUGCAGUCCUCUUCCGAUCCAAACGCCUGGCAGUGCACCAGGUACACCGAAACUAACGCAGCUUCCGGUCAGGACCCCUCAGAAGGUGAAGGCGACGCUGGCGAACAUUCCCAUCGGCAGCUAUGAAGGAGGAGGCCGAGGAAAGGAGAGGGAACGGGAACGGGAGAGAGAGAGGGAACGGGAAAGGGAGAGAGAGAGGGAACGGGAGAGAGUAGCUGCAGCCACCAGUCGCUUCUCGUUUGAUGCUGAGCUGGCGGGGCAGACGGGGCCUCCGUCAACCCACCCGGCGGAGGAGCCGUCCUCCGACCGACCGCUGGAGGGCCCCGGUGCUGCGGAGUCCUUCGACACGCAGCACCGGGAAAACACGAGCACCAAAGAGGCUGGCUGGAAGGAGUCUCUCGUCUCCUUGCCUCCCAGCGCCCCAUCAGCAACAGAAGCGGCCCUGCCCCCCCCACACGCCGACAAAGAUGCUCCUCCGCCCAAAAAGGUCAAAGCCCGCCCACCACCACUGAAGAGGACUUUUGAAUCCGUGGACAAGUCGGGCAGGGUGCUGUCGGAGGUGUAUUUCGAGGAGCGCUUCGCUGAGCUGCCAGAGUUUCGACCUGAGGAGGUUCUGCCGUCCCCCACCCUGCAGAGUCUGGCCACUUCGCCCCGGGCCAUCCUGGGCAGCUAUCGGCGCAAGAGGAAGAACUCGACAGAUUUGGACUCGGCCACUGACGAGCAAAUCUCCCCAAAGAGGAAGAGUCGGCGGCGCUCGAGCUGCAGCUCGGAGCCCAACACGCCUAAAAGUGCCACCAAGUGUGAGGGAGAAAUCUUCACCUUCGACAGAACAGCCCCAGACGGAGAAGACAUCCUGACCGAUAUGGAGUUCGACAAGGUGUCCUACUCCUCCCUGAGGCGGACACUGGACCACAGGCGAGCGCUGGUCAUGCAGCUGUUCCAGGAGCAGGGCUUCUUUCCAUCCGCCCAGGCCACGGCAGCCUUCCAGACGAGGUACUGCGAUAUAUUCCCUUCCAAGGUGUGUCUGCAGCUGAAGAUCAGGGAGGUGCGGCAGAAGAUCAUGCAGACGGCCGCCCCCUCGGAUGUCUCCGCGUUAGGCAUCCCUGACUCGAUGGGGCCCCUCCCUGGACCUUCUGGCUCCCAGUCCGGGGAAGGAUCCACGAGGGGAGGCGGGGACCUGCAGGACGAGGACGUGGAGGAAGGGGCCGAGGGAAGCCAAGAGGAUCCUCGGGAUUCACAGGACUCUUCGAGAUGAAGGAUGCUCGCAAAUUGAAAUCGACCAAUCAGUGGCUGUUAAAGUCACACCUUUCCACCCCCUACACACACACACACACACACACACUUCACUCCUACCCCUCUGGUCUGAUCCUGCUUUCUUUCCAUCCUUUCACCCAACCGGUGGCAGUGAUAUAUGUUUUGUCUGCAGUGUUGGGACUUUUGUUUUCAGUUAGCUGCAUGAAACCUCACGGCACAAAGACUUCUUCAUGACACCAACACGACGCACAUACAUAUAUAUAUAUAUACGCGCACACACACACUGCAAACUCUUAACUAGCACACUUGAAGUCACACUCUGUAUUAACCACCAUGGGAUCGUACCGUUGAAGCCAGCGAGCGAAGCGGCCGCUCUCGUCCACCUGGUCUGGACGCAGAGUCCUGCUCGACCCGUCGAGAGACGAGGAAAAGUCAGCGGCUUGAAAACAAGAAUAUUCUGCGUGUUGAUGUUUGUUUUCAUAGCCUUCGAGGAGUAGAGCAGCGAGGAGCAACCUGUGUGGAGACUUCCCCGUCGUACGCUUGUCUGGCUUCCGCUGACAUUCGGGGGCUGGGCCCUCAACAGCCGGAAACUAUUGGACCGGACAAGAGAACCGUCUCUCUCCACCUGGAACCAUCUUGUUCUCCAUGUUGUUGUUCACGUGUCGACCUUGAGGGGAGAUGUACCGGGAGUGACAUCAUUCCUGCCAUCAUUCCUGCAAUGACCUGCCUGGCCCCGUCCUCCCUUCUCGCGAUUGACCCUAGCACAUGCCAGUAUGUAGGAAGCGAGCAUUCCUGUGCCUCUCACUCGCUGGCCAUGAAGGAAGGAGGCGGUCAGAGUCAACGGGCACAUCCUGGCUCCGAGUCGUAGAGGUCGGGCUGAUUAGGCCUUUAAUCCUCUUGCCAAGCAGUUUUAUGUGCUUCUUUUUUUAAAUAAUUUGAUUUGUAUUUAACGUUGUCCUAUUCAGUUUGUUGUUGUACUAUUCCUAUGGUUAUUAUUAUGAUUACUAUUACUCCUUAUAUCAUUGCAGUGAACCCCCGUUCCUUACUUCUGUUCUCAUUGCUGGCAGAUCUUUCCUUUCCUUUUGCCGGCUCCUGAUUUAUUGAACUAUUUAGUUUUGAUCAAUUUGGAGGUGAGAAGCUGCGUGACGCUUGUCCAGUUCCUCCAUUCUUGUCUUCCUUCGACUUGCCUCUCACCUCAGCCAGUCCCUGCGGUGCAGUUAUUUUAUUGUUCGUUGGAGAGGACAAACACGACGUGGCCCUUUCCAUUCAGCAGUAAUAAGCCGUAUGUUUUUAGACAACCCUGUAGGCCUCUGUCCCUCGCCAAGUUUGAUUUUAUAGCCUCAACACUUGUACAUCUCCUUGCUCCCUCUUUCCUUCUGUUCUUCCUCCCUUUGUCACUUUAUUGCUCUCUCCAGACCUUUUCAGGCCGGCGGAGAGAAACCGGGGGAAGUGAGGGUCAUGAAUCAGAGCCGGCAGCAUCUAAUACUGGUUUACUUGGUUGUGUUGUAAAUAAUUACUGUAGUCAGUAGACUCAUUAUAUUAAGAAAAACAUCCGUCAUUGAACAUGAGUUGACUUUUAAGAAACCCAUAACCGAAGGUAAGACACAUGAAAUGGAAAAAAAACAAUAAAUAUGGCUAUUAAUGUU
Messenger RNA from Pseudoliparis swirei, 9938 nucleotides. RefSeq names its product capicua transcriptional repressor b (gene cicb). The transcript has 21 exons. Gene Ontology annotation, molecular function: RNA polymerase II transcription regulatory region sequence-specific DNA binding; DNA-binding transcription factor activity, RNA polymerase II-specific. The coding region runs from base 293 to 8293 and encodes 2666 amino acids. The record is from RefSeq and is a predicted model, not a curated record. Gene Ontology annotation, biological process: regulation of transcription by RNA polymerase II. NCBI's taxonomy places the organism in Eukaryota, Metazoa, Chordata, Actinopteri, Perciformes, Liparidae. Gene Ontology annotation, cellular component: nucleus.